Parasteatoda tepidariorum (common house spider) is the source of this 9082-nucleotide messenger RNA. It is a transcript of the gene kto, whose product is annotated as mediator complex subunit kohtalo. The record is from RefSeq and is a predicted model, not a curated record. NCBI's taxonomy places the organism in Eukaryota, Metazoa, Arthropoda, Arachnida, Araneae, Theridiidae. Gene Ontology annotation, biological process: positive regulation of transcription by RNA polymerase II. Gene Ontology annotation, cellular component: mediator complex. Gene Ontology annotation, molecular function: transcription coactivator activity; transcription factor binding.
AAUAUCCUAACCGUAACUUUUUAAGUAUGUCUUGUCUUGUUUAUGUUUUGUUUACUUCCAUUUUUUGUAGCUGUUGAAUUGUUAAUGUCCCGAUACAAUAGAAUUUUAAAUGAAUUAAUCAGGUAGAAUAGUUUUUCUUUUAAUAAAACGCAGACAUAAUGUCUGUGUCUACUUGGCUUUUUGAAAAGCGGCCUCUUAAAAAGCCAAGAUUAGGACCACCUGACGUUUAUCCACAGGAGCCAGAUCAAAAAGAAGAUGAACUGACUGAAAUUCAUGUUAAACAAGGUUUUAAGAGUCUCCCUCAGUUAACAGAUGAGUAUGGCUCUGCAAGAACUUCAAAUAUUACUGCUACUAAGUUUGGUUCCUACUUCAGUGCAGUGUUAGGUCUAAAACAAGAGUUGAACAGAUUUGCAGACUGUCGUAAAAAACAACAAAAAGAUCCAAAAGAUAAUUUUUGGCUGGCAACAUCAAGGUCUAAGCAUGCUGUUGAAGCUUGGUUCAAAGAUUUGGCUGGAUCCAAAUCACUCCAAAUUCUUGGGAAAAAGAUUCCAAUAUUUAACAAGAAAGAAGACAUAUUUAUGACUCUUUAUGAACAUUCUGUCCCGAUGUUAAGAGCUGCUUGGUUUAUCAAAAAUGUUUCUGCUUAUUAUGCUGCAAUUUCUGAAACUAAGAAACAGAAGCGUCAACAAACAGAUCCUUCUCAGGAAUGGACCCUGACGCUCUGCAAAUUUCUGAGAGAGCAACUACAGAAAGUCGCAGACCAUUACAAUACUACAUCAGGUACUGGUACCAACAGUACUGCUGGAAAUACAACUGUUUCAUCAUCGCUCAGUUCUUCUAAUGCCUUGACUGCUUUAGGUAGUGCUAACCCUAAUUUAGCAAACAAUACUUUAAAUGGGGUGAUUACAUUGGACGUUGCAUACAAGCAAUGGCAGUAUUGUACUAUGUUAGCUCGGCACUUGUAUGAGGAAGGAUUAUUAGAUAGACAAGAUUACUUAUCUUGGAUACUAGAUUUGUUAGAAAAAACUAAAAGUCCCGAUGAUCCCCUUUUAAAAGUUAUAUUGCCUCUGGUUUUGCAGUAUGCAGAUGAGUUUGUUAACUCCCAGUUGCUCUCCAGACGUCUUGCCUAUAACUGUGCUAAGAAACUGAGUGUUCUUUUAUGUGAUACUUCAGAUGCUUCACGAUGUCCUAGUCCAAUUGUAAAUUCAACAUCUAGCCAGUCCAUAUCUGUGCCAAAUCCUCAGUCCAAUUUUAGUCCAAUAACUGCUAGUAUUGUGGAAUGCCUAAGUUGUUCACACCACCGAAGUGUCCUAUUUUAUUUGUGUGCAAUCAUUCAAAUAAUUACAUUAGAAUGCCAGAGUGCUCUGGUGUGGAACAAUUUAGGGGAUGGAAAAAGUUCUUCCAUGAUGAAUGGUUCUCCUUUAGAUUUACUGCCAUCUGCUCCUUCCAAUCUUCCAAUGCCCCAGAGGCCUUUUAAUGCCCAGGUGCGAGCAGAAUUGCGUCAAGCUGAAGAACAGAUAAGGCAAAGAGGGCGUGCUGCUGAAGUGAGAUGGUCUUGUGAUAAAUGGCAACAAACUGCACUUGGUUCUACUAUACAACAAGUUCUUAAUGCACUUGAUGCUCUAGACCGACAUAAUUUUGAUAGGGUUGAUAAUAACAACACGCUGGAUACAUUAUAUCCCAAGGUUUUCCCCACUCCUGUCAAUAAAGAAAAAUGCUACGGCAACUGGAAUGAAAUGCUUGUACAGGACGAGGCAGUUGUACGUUUGCUCUGUGAAUGGGCAGUCACAACAAAACGCUCUGGAGAACACAGGGCGCUUGCUGUCGCCAAACUUUUAGAGAAAAGACAAGCUGAUUUAACAACUGAGAGAUUCAAUGAGACAGAUGCUGCUGAUGAGAAAGAUUCUCAAGAUUCCACGAAUGUAUCACCACUUGGGUUACCCAUCUAUCAGAAUUUGCUUGUGAAUUUUUUGGACACUCAAGCUCCUGUAAUUGAUGAGCGAUCCACUUCUGAUAACAAAAGUGCCUUUGCCAAUCUUGUUUUGCUGUUUGCUGAACUUAUUAGGUCUGAUGUCUUUUCGCACGAUGCGUACAUGUGCACGCUGAUCUCUCGGGGGAGCUUCAACAACACAGCAGCUGGGACACAGAUUGGAUCAGGGUGCAUACCGCAUUCCAACAAAUCCAUGUCUACUCCUGAACCAUCACUGAUGGGUUUUAUGCCUGAUCCCUCAAGGGGUCUGUCACCAGGUCCUGGAAGUGCUGGUUGCAUGGGCAUCUCUGGGAUGUCAGGAUUGGGGAUUCCCUCCAUUGGAGACAGCAGGCAGGCAGAAUCUCUACCCAUGUUCGAACCACCCGACAACCGACCUGCAUCUGUUAAGCAUGAUGCUUCUUGGGAGGAGAUGGAUACAGAUGAGGCUAGGAUUGAUGCUGAUUUAGGGAAACUUCUUCAACAUAUCAAAGAAGGCCAACAAAAUAUGAAUGAUCAACCUGAUUCUGUUGGCUCUGACAAAGAUGAGUCCACCCCUCUGAAUGCAUCAACACCCCUUGGUCACCCACCCCUUGUAUCAUGCUGCACACCUGGCACACCCUCCAACAAUGCAUCCUCCAGUACCAUGAGCAACACCGCCAGGCACCUUCUCUACACCACUCAUUUCCCCCUUUCCCAAGAGGAUGCUGCAAUCCACGACUGCAACCAGCGCCACAUUCUUCUCUUUGGUGUUGGAAAAAUUCGUGAUGAAGCGAAACACACCACAAAAAAGAUCACGAAAGAGAUUAUGAAGCUCUUUAGCAAGAAAACUUGUAUGGAUAUCAUGGAUGGUGCGAGAGUGAAGAAAAAUGCAAAGGAUGGUUUUAAUUUCGAAGCAGCCAUGAAUCGUUUUCAGAGCUUGUCUUAUUUUGACCAGCAUGUUGUGACAAACACGUGUGCAGCCUCUGUCACUGAAAUGCUGAGUUCAUUCUCUACUGGGAACUCAAAUUAUCUUCCCUUAGUGGAGUACAUUGCUUAUUUGUUUGAAUUGAUGGAACACGCUUUGAACAUUCAUGGACUGAUAGAAUUUUGCAUACAGCUCUUGAAGGAAUUAGUAGAUGUUGAAGCGCAACUGUCUCAAAAGUCAUCUUCAUUGGCUGGAAGCUAUGCCACAUCAGUGGGGCUGAGUAUUGUGGGAGUGCUAUACACAUAUCAUUGUUGUCUCCUUAUCUCCCAGGAAGAAACACUUGCAGUCUUUGAAGGGCUUUCAAAAAUAGUGAAGCACAUAAAUACUCCUACAGACUGCAGUUCUUCUGCUGAGAGAUGCAUCCUAUCCUAUUUGUUUGAUUUGUGUUCUUCCUGCAAUUAUCUUAAGUCUCGUCAUCAAGAGCAGUUUUCUAAUAUGUAUCCCAAGGCUAAAAACGUGAUGUACGGUAUGGUGCCACCUGCAUGGAAUACUAAGUUCAUGAUUGAAUAUCUUACAGAACCUAGAUUGAAAUUAGAGAUACAGUAUUUGAAGCAACUGAAUGAUCAACAGAUUUUACGCUACAGCUUUGUUUGCAAUGCUAUUCACUGUGUUUCAGUGUGUAAAGACCCUGAUAGGUUGAAUGAAAUAGCUAUCUUUUGUGCUGAAGUUACUGCAAAAUGCUAUCAUUUGAGUUCUGAAUGGAUAGCUGCCCUCAAGGCUCUUUGCUGGUCUUCCAAUCAUACAAUUGGAUUUUUAGAGCUAGUAACGGAAGUUAAUAUUCGCGAUCUCUCUAUUCAUGAUAACCUUGCAUUGCUAACAUCAGUAUUGAUUGCUCGAAGAUGUUUCUUACUUCAAGACUUUGUUAUCAAUGUUGCCAUUCCUGCUAUAAUUGCUGCUCUUCCAGCAAAUAAUGUUGCUGCAGUGGAAGCUGAAGCAGGUGCCAGACUGACUUGUCACGUUCUAAGACGCUUGUUUAAAAAACCAUAUUCACCCCCUGGUGUUUAUCACACCCCCAAUCAAGGGAAGCGCAUUUACCAUAUUAAGUACCCGAGCGAUCGCCAUUUACUUUCAGCUACGUAUUCUGGCAUGAGAGUGGAAGCCAUUUUGACAGUUUUGAAAGCCAUAUUGGUUUUAGGUGAUUCUCCAACAUCAGAAAAUAAAUUAAAAGAAAGCAAAGAAUUAAAUAUAACUGAUUUACUUGGACCCAUGGAUGAUUUGGGCUUACCACCUUCUCUGGGUCAUCCACAGAAUCAGGGGUCAGGAGGAGCAGCUGUGAAUUCAGGUUCAGAAUCUGCCCCCUUAAGUGAAUUUGCUAAGCAUGUCCUCAAACAGAUCCGUUGCCAGGAGUGGAUUUAUGAAAGAUGUUUACGCUAUCCUGAAGUGCUCUGCUCAGAAGAGAUCAUUCUGGACCAAAUGCUUUCACACCAACAAUCUCAGCAGUUACUGAGGAUGAUUUGUCGUCCCCAUGAAGCGGACAUCCCUCCCAAUAUAUUUGAUCCAUCUGAUCAAAAAGCAUUAAUUGCUAGUGUUCUUCAAAAUUUAGACUUAUGGACCUUGCGAGUAUCUUGGUUAGAGUUGCAGUUCAUGUACAAACAGUGUGAGGCGCAGGAUCCUCCUCAGAUCAAUACGUGGCUGGAUAGUGUGGCCAAAGCAACAAUUGAUGUCUUCCAAAUGAUGAGUGAAGAAAAUCAAUCUACUAUCAAAGGAGAAUUCUUAAAAAAUUGCUGCCCUUCAAAGUUUGAAAUAGACAAACCCAGCCGCAUCUGGUUGGUUGCUCCUCUUAUUGCAAAACUUCCACCAGCUGUCCAGGGUGAGAUGCUGAAGGCUGCAGGACAGGUUCUUGAAACAGGUUCAUGGUCAAAAUCAUCAUCAUCUAGUUCUUCUUCAUCAUCAUCAUCGAAAAACAAAGAUAAAGAUAAACAAGCUCAAAAAAAUUCUUCCUUAUUAAGUCAUCAGCCAUUCUUGUCUUUGGUAUUGAUGUGUCUGAAAGGACAGGAUGAACAAAGAGUGGCACUCUUGACCUCUCUGCAAAGCCAACUUUCUUACAAUAAUUAUAUAGGACGAGAUGACAAACAUGGUUUAGAGGAGCUGAAAGCUAAACAAGCAAUGCAGGAAGCUCUGCAGCUACGCCUAAGCUUGGUUGGUGGUAUGUUUGACAUGGUGCAAAGAAACCCUGACUUUACAAUGACAUGGGCUACACUUCUUGUUCAGCUUAUAAGCUAUGGUGUUGUCGAUCCUCAAAUCAACUAUGAGCUGUUUACAACUGUCCUUGACAUGUUAGCUGCUCUCAUUCACACAACACAAGUGUCAGAGUCUCUCAGUAGUGACAAGGGAGAAGAGAGUAAAAAGCAGAAUAAAAAGCAAGAACUUCUAAAAAAACUUAAGAAGGAAGUGGCUGAUAAAAACAGCAAAGGUAUACAGAUGGUGCGGCAGUUACUGCCCAUCAUGAAGUGGCAGUGUGAGGUCAUCACAUGUGAAGCCAUGGGGAGCUUGAUCGACACCAAAGGAAACAAAAUUGCCGGCUUCGAUUCUAUCGACAAGAAACAGGGCUUGCAAGUUUCGGCCAAGCAGAGAGUAAGUCCGUGGGAUUUUUUGGAGGGUCAUAAAAAUCCCACUCCUUGGUCGUGGUUUUGGGCUGUAAAAGUGGAGAGGAAACCUCUGCGCCACGAAGAGAGCCAUCGUCUAUUGUUGUGGCACACUCAUUCACUGAAAAAGCCAAGCAGCUAUUACUUAGAGCCUCCGCCACUACCCGCUGAAGAGUUAGAGCCACCUCCUGAAAAGCAGCCACAAAUUCUUAUUGAAGACAUUAAAAGAGGUAGAGAUACUCCUUUGGAACAGUCACCCAGAGGCAAUGCUAAAAAGCCAAAACAGCAACAGCGUAGGAGGAGAGCAGCAAAGAUGGUCAAUGGACAAGUUGAUAAAGAAUUUGCUAAAGGGAAGAAAAGAGAGCAGGCUCACGGUAUUCGACCGGGUAUGAGUUUCAAUGAUCCGAUGAUGUACCAACAAGGACCACCUCAGCCGUGGUAUGGACAACAACCUUCCAUGCAACAACCUCCUUAUUAUUCACCUCAACAGCCACUGCCACCUGCUGGUGGUCCAAGGUUUGAGCGACCUAUUUCUCAAUCUAAGCAAGCUUUGAGCUCAAUGCUACGUGCACGCCAUCCCUCCACUCAGUUUCUGCCUGGACCUGGUGCAAGCAAUCAGCAUCAAAAUGCUGGAGGUGGUGGUGCAAUGCCUGGAGCUAUGAGUGGGAGUCAUAUCACAGGAAGUGGAGGUCCUAUGCCUGUCAACCAUCCAGGAUCUAAUCCUCCUGCUGGUUUCUCUAUGGAAAUGAUGCAGAAAAGGCAAAUGUUGAUGCGACAGCAACUUCAACCUCAAAGAAUGCCUAGUGGUCCUGGUGGUCCUAUGUAUCCGCAUGGUAUGCAGGGAAGUUCAGCACAAACUGCUGCAUUACAUCAUUUACCACCUCAAGGAAUGACUCAAGGCUAUGGAAAUUACAGUGGCUCAGGUAUUCCACCCAAUGCAAAUAUGAUGGAGUCUAGAAACUCAUCUAUGCUUUCAAGUAACUUCAACCAAUCAUAUGGAGCUCAGCAAACAGCUUCUGGAAUGAUGGGUCCAAAUUCUAUACGAAAUCAACAAAGUCAAUACAUGCCUCAACCAAACAGAUCACAAUACAGUAUGGGAGCUCCUAAUGUGACAGUCAACCAAAUGGGAGGCGGACCUCAUUUGUCUGGGUCACAAAUGGUUCAAAAUAGUGGCAACACCUACGGUGGGCAAUCCAAUCCGCAGGCAAUGUCAGCGGGUGGAACAUCCAACCAGAUGCAUAUGCAGCAGAUAUGCCAUCAGCAGCAAAUUAUGGCCAUGCAACAAAAGAAUCAGCAGCAGCAACGACAACAACAGCAGCAAGCAUUGGUUGCUCAUUUGCAACACAUAAAUACCAAUAACCAAGGUCCUCCUCAUCCACAGCAACAACAGCAUCACCCUUAUCAUCCUCAGGGACCGUACUGAAACUCAACUGCUGACUUUUCUUCGAGACUUAAAGAGUGAAUACUCUUCUUCUUAAAACCGUUGGACUAUUAUUUAAUUCCGGUAAAUGAUUCAAAUCUCGUUUUUGUUUUUUUCUGAUCAACUCGAUGAGCAGAAUGUUUACGCCUGUACCUUGUUUCCUAUGGUUGAAAUUCUGGAAAAUAUUUGCCCAGUAAAUUUGUAAAUAUGUUAUUAAAAAAACAAUUGCCUCUUCUGUAUCUUUGUGAGAGCCUAGCCCAGCUAAAUAAUUCUCCUGUUAUUGAACCUUUUUUUUUAUUUUGUAAUAAAUAAAAGUUAAUUAUUUUCAUAAGGUAUCGGAUGCAUUAAAACCCAAUGCUUUUAGAAAUUCGAAAAGAAUUUUUAAUAUUAUGUCCAAAAUGUUUUAUGUUUUUGUUAUGUUUUAUGUUAUUUGGUAAAAUCUUAUAAAAAAUUUGAUGGUUUGCAUUGCAAAAAGUUACGAAUUUUUUAUUUUUAUUCUUCUGGUUGCUUUAAGAAUUUUUUAUUGUUUACAAAAAUCUGCAAAAAUAUUCAAUUAUCACUUUAAGCAAUUUAUUCAUCAUGAUUUAUAUAAUUCAUUGGGAUGAACAAGAUUUCAAUAUUUGCUAUUAAAUUGAAGGAAAAUCUAUUUAGAAUCGAUAAAACCUCUUCAUUGUCCAAAUUUAUUGAUAGUGGACUUUUUUUUAUGAAAGGUUAACUUAACUGAGCAGUUUUAGUUUGAAAACAGAAUUAAAUUUCAGAAGAACCUCCCCGCAAUGAAGUCUCCUUACAGCGAAUUUCUCCCAAUGAGGAAUUUUUUGGGCAUUUAUCUUUUCUAUUCUUUUUUUUUAAAACAAAAUUGCAAUUAAAAUGAGAUUUCUAUGCAAUCAAUUCUCUGUAACACGUCUGAUAAAUUAUGUUCACUUUUUAGCCUUUUAUUGACACAAUUAGAAAAUUAAUGAAUGCAAUAAAUAUGUGUUACUUAGUAUUUAAUUAAAAGACUCUUUUUACUUAUCAACUUUUAAAGUCACCACACAGAUUAAAAAUUUUGCUGGAUUUACUUAACUGUGAAAUUUUUCAACUGGAACGAUUCAUUUCAUUAAAGAGAGACUACUAUAUAUUCUCAUUCAACUUAAUGCAGGAUUGACAGAUUGGUUCAGAAAAAAUUAUUUCUUCAAGGACACUGAAGGAAAUUGAACCCAAUGGAAGAAACUAAAAAUGACAAUUGCAUAGUAUUAUAAAAACUUACAUUUAAUUAUAAAAUAAGUUAAAUUUAAUAUAGUGCCAGAAGGUUAAGUUUUUCAUAUCUACUCUUUAAAAAAAAAACUAUUUUCAUAUUAUUUUUUUUUAGUUUUAUAUAGAAUUUAAAAAUCUAUAUAGCAUGAUAUUCACGUGUUUGUUUGUGUAUUUAUACUUAAAAACAGUAUUUGACUUUAAAAAUUAAUAUGCUAUAUAAUUAGGAAUUCAGUGUGUGAUUUGUCAUAGUGUAUAAGUUUAACAUGUGAUUUGUUAAAAUUGCAGUAUUAAUUAAAUUUUAUUUUGAUAUUUUUAGUUAGUUACAUAAUUUUAAAACAAGUAUUUACUGGUAUAAAAUAAGCAUUUACGUAAAAUAUUGAUGGAUUUCAAGGAUUUUAGUUUCUUAAGAAAUUUAUUUUUCUUUACAAUUGUUUUUUAUUUGUAUUUUCUCAUUAAAAAUGUAUAUAUUAAAUAGCUUGGAAAUUAAUAAAAUUUUUUAAACUGUAUUGCAAUGAGCUGUUUAAAAAAAUUGUUUUAAUAUCUGGUAUUUCUUUUUGAAAAUUAGUUUCUUUCACUUGGGGUUGGAAGAAACCUAUUUUUUCUAUGACAGUUUUUUUCCUCUGUGAAAGAAACUUCCAUCAUUAUAUUAGGUAUGUAAUUAUCAUUUAUAUUCUUAAACUAAUAUGGUCCCAACUUUCACUAAAAAUAAAGUAUUGUCCCCUCAAUCUCCAGUGGUGUGGAAGCAAUUCCAUCUAAUGAGCUUUUGAUUCAUGUGCAAAGCUGUGUAUUUUUGUUUUAUGUAUAGGUUUGUUUGUAUAUUAUUUAGCUUUAAUCUAAAUGAGGACAUGUAUGUAGUGUGUUUGUAAAUGUUUCUUGAAAGUAUUGUAUAAUAAAAUAUUUAUCUGAUUCGA